Sugiyamaella lignohabitans is the source of this 486-nucleotide messenger RNA. It is a transcript of the gene GSF2, whose product is annotated as Gsf2p. The record is from RefSeq and is a predicted model, not a curated record. Bases 1 to 486 code for a protein of 161 amino acids. NCBI's taxonomy places the organism in Eukaryota, Fungi, Ascomycota, Dipodascomycetes, Dipodascales, Trichomonascaceae. The transcript has a single exon.
AUGAACCCUUUGAAGAACCGCAGCCACGCCAAGAAGGAGAUCACCCGUGAAGAGCUUCUUUCCAUUGGCUGGACCGGUACUCGUAGAGCCACUGCUUUCGAAUGGUCUGAAGAGAACCGCAAGACCAAGAUUGAGGCUGCUGGCGGUGUUGUUAACGCGUACCACCAAGGAAUCCUCGAGGACCUCCGCAACUCUUGCAUUAAGUUGGACAAAGGUGAAGGUUGGGACUCCCCUGGCCCUCAAGAGAAGCAGAAGUCGGAGUCCGAGGUCGAGGAGGGCCGAUUCCUGCUCAGCACCAACUACUUCAAGCUCGUCUACAGCCCCUUGGCCGAACUCAUUGAGGACGAGAGCAUUGACCAGGCUACUAAGAACACCGCCCUCAAGACAUUCCGCAGAAACGGACCUGCGAACGCUCCCGAGGAGCUCAAGGAGAUCUUCCGCAAGAGGAGAGCUCUGGAGCCCGUCGACAAAAAGAAGAAGAAAUAA